Nannizzia gypsea CBS 118893 is the source of this 1572-nucleotide messenger RNA. RefSeq lists its product as hypothetical. NCBI's taxonomy places the organism in Eukaryota, Fungi, Ascomycota, Eurotiomycetes, Onygenales, Arthrodermataceae. Bases 1 to 1572 code for a protein of 523 amino acids. Gene Ontology annotation, molecular function: heme binding; oxidoreductase activity, acting on paired donors, with incorporation or reduction of molecular oxygen; iron ion binding. The record is from RefSeq and is a predicted model, not a curated record. The transcript has a single exon.
AUGCUCGCUUCAGCCAUCGAUAUCAGGGCGUUGCUCGACGUCGUCCAUAACUACGGCUAUCUAUCCACAGCUUGCACGAUAGUCGUAUUCUUCCUGGGUUAUCGUCUUAUUUACCAACUCUUCUUCUCCCCUCUACGCCAUAUUCCAGGCUCAAUAUGGUCUCGCCUGUUCGCAUCUCACUCUGUCCUAAAGCGCGUGCUCGCCCAGGGCACCAGGUCUGUGCAGAAGGACUAUGAGUCUUACGGGGAUAUCUACGUGCUCAAGCCCAAUGGUAUCAGCAUCAGCAACCCCAAGGAUAUUAAGACUGUCUUAACAUCGUACGACUUCGUCAAGACCGAUGUGUACAAGAUGCUUGACAUCAAGGGCCGAGCCAGCAUCUUCACCACACGCGUCCCUGCGCAAGCCAGCCAGCGUCGUCGCCAGAUUGGGCCUUAUAUGAACCACGGCUACCUGAGCCGCAUGGAGCCAUUGAUUCUACAAUACAGCAUUGUUGCAAUCAAGAAGAAAUGGGAUACACAGCUGGAAAAGGCAGACGGCAAGACUAUUACCAUCAAUUUCCGCGACGAUACACAAUAUGCUACCUUUGACACAGUCGGUAUCCUUGCAUUUGGUCGAGAGUUCCGCGCGCUGGAAACGAACGACCCUACCAUCAUUCGUUGGAUCGAGGCAACAGGAUUCUACCUUGGUAUGACCAAGAACUUUCCCUUCCUCAACUGGUACCCUUUCUCCCUUCUUAUCAAUAAGAAGAAGGAUGCGUACGAAAGCUUCGUCUCAUACGCUGAGAAAUCUGUUGAGCAGCGCCGCACGGCUUUAGACGAUGGUACAGCAGACCCCAAGCCAGUCGACCUUCUUCAGGCGUUCUUGGAUGCUGAGGACCCUGAGUCCGAGAAAGCACGAAUGACACCCCACGAAGUCAGUACCGAGAGCAUCGCUAUGCAGCUAGCCGGCAGCGAGUCUACAUCAUUUGUAGUGUCGUGGGUGCUGCACCUGCUUACGCUCUACCCCGAAUUCUUCAAUCGCGCAGUGGAGGAGGUUCGCAGCCAGUUUGAUCUUGACCACCUUGUUGGUUUUGAUGACUGCAAUAGGAAGCUUCCGUUCUUGGCUGCGUGUAUCUAUGAGACACUCCGCUACUCGCCUAUCACAUCCGGUUUCAUGCCUCGCGUUAAUCACACGAACGGCAUCGUCAUCCAAGGCCACUACAUCCCGCCUGGUACAGAGAUUGCCAUUAAUAUGAUCGGGGCACACGCCAACAAGGAUAUCUGGGAAAAGCCUUACUUGUAUGACCCGACACGAUUUCUUGACAACGAUGAGGCGAAGCGCAACGUGUUUGCCUUCUCCUACGGACACAGAAACUGCAUUGGUAGAAAUCUAGCCUGGGUGGAGAUGAUGGUUAUCCUAGCCAACAUUCUCAAGGAUUACGAUAUUUCUCUUCCCAAGGGCAGCGUAUGUGGUCCGCACAAUGUCGACGAGAUGGGCAGGCCACGCAUCAUGCCUACCAAGAGCACUCUCUUCACUACCCCCAAGUACCCUGAAAGAGAUUGUCUCAUUGUAGUUAGCAAAAGAGUUGAAUAA